CAACUUGAUUGCCCACGUACUACCUUAUCGAUCUGAGCGUCUUGGCUGACGAAUCACCAUGCCAAUCGGCAUCGCCGUGCAUGGAGCAUAUGCAGAUAAUAUCUGUAAUACUCCGGCACGGAGAUGUCGGGGAGCUUCCCUUCUCACAGAAACCCUUUGAGCUGGACCGGCAAGCCCUGUGGCUGUUCACCACGUGUGCCUUAUUGAUGUCACCCUUGACCUUCCUGUGGCUAGAAGGUCUAGAAUCCGCUCUCCCCGGUUCAUACGAGGAGAAGCCAGCCCCCAAGUCCAAGACGGAAAAGGACAAGGAGCAGAAACCCCGGUCGAGACUAAAUGUAAAAAACAUCAUAGCCAAGGUCGUGAUUGACCAAACGAUUGGCGGUGCCUACAACACAUUCCUUCUCAUUGCCCUCAUGGGUUACUUGCGUGGUGAGGAUUACGGCACCAUCAUGGAGCAAGUGAAAAAUGAUUUCUGGCCCCUUCUGCUUGCAGGAAUGAAACUCUGGACAUUUGUCUCAGUGCUGAACUUCACUGUGGUGCCUACAGAUAAGCGAAUGCUUUCUGGAUGCCUCUUUAGCGUGGUCUGGGCCAUUUAUCUAAGUUUGCGCUCUGGGUAGCUGUCUGCUGGGGUCAGCCAGACUUCUGGGAUGGCACUCGGCGGAUGUCUGGCUGGAGUUGCGAUUCUGUGACCGACGAGCAUUCGACGCGAGCCAUCGUUUAGGGCGGUUCAUAUGGAUAUUGGAAGCCUUAGCGCAUGAGCGAUCAAGCUAUUGGUGGUUUGCUGUUCUGUUGGUCUGUCGGAACAAUAGGGGCAAACACGCGGACAUGAAACCGAGGGGCCAAAAAGAGAAAAGCGAGAGGUGAUGACGAAGAGACUGGAUCCAGGAACAAACUUCAGCAGGUAGUCAGCGAGGUCAGCACAGGAGAGUCAAUGAUAUCAUGC
Messenger RNA from Aspergillus melleus, 943 nucleotides. Its product is annotated as Mpv17/PMP22 family protein. Bases 81 to 617 code for a protein of 178 amino acids. NCBI's taxonomy places the organism in Eukaryota, Fungi, Ascomycota, Eurotiomycetes, Eurotiales, Aspergillaceae. Gene Ontology annotation, cellular component: cytoplasm; membrane. The record is from RefSeq and is a predicted model, not a curated record. The transcript has 2 exons.